This is a messenger RNA of Ailuropoda melanoleuca (giant panda), 2501 nucleotides long. RefSeq names its product gasdermin D (gene GSDMD). The record is from RefSeq and is a predicted model, not a curated record. The coding region runs from base 901 to 2337 and encodes 478 amino acids. Gene Ontology annotation, cellular component: NLRP3 inflammasome complex. Gene Ontology annotation, molecular function: phosphatidylinositol-4,5-bisphosphate binding; phosphatidylserine binding; phosphatidylinositol-4-phosphate binding. NCBI's taxonomy places the organism in Eukaryota, Metazoa, Chordata, Mammalia, Carnivora, Ursidae. The transcript has 11 exons. Gene Ontology annotation, biological process: defense response to bacterium; pyroptotic inflammatory response.
ACCCUCCCAGGACUCCCCACAAUCCCAGACCAGCCCAUCUGGGUUUGGGGUUGACUCUGGGGGGGCCUUCCGGGGACCCCUUGGCCCGCUCCAAAUUUCGACCAGCACCGAGGUUCAGAGGUUUCCUAGUGACGGGAGUGGCUGGGCAAGGCCGGCUCCUCUGCCUGGGGCCCAGGCCUCCUGGGUCCUGGGUCAGGCCUGCUUUGGCCUCUGGUCCUUGAAGCCUCAGCCUUGGACUGGUGGCUCGUGGAACUCUGGGCACAGAAAAAGCCCUAGAGGACGUACCUGAAAGCUGGGGACACUGUGGCUGGGCCUUACUGUGGGCCCCUUGCCAAGUCCCCAGAAGCUUGGUGGUUCCUGCUUCUUCUCCUGCCCUCUGAGCACCUCAGCCAGGGAGACAGCAGCUACAGCAUUGGCCUGGAGGUCCCCCUGAGGCCCCUGGCUUGCCCUGCCCUCCCCUGGGGGCUGCCUUUCCUGAGUGGUGCUAAGCCUUGUUGGGCUGACGAAGUGACAAAGGUCUCUGUGGGUGGCUGAGGGCUGCCCCGCCCUGCCUCCCCCUCACCUGCAAGCACUGAGUCUCCCAGGGCUUCCUUGGGCUUCCUGUGGGCACUCUGGCCAUGGUACAGAGGGUGUGAGUGGCCUGAGUCCCACUGAGGGCCGCGAAUGCCAUCCCAGCCUAGACAUGCCCACCAGCCCCGUGCAGGGACAGUGGGGUGGGCGCGCUGAGCCUUGAUCAGGAGCAGACGCUUUCCGCCUGUCAGAGCAUCCCAGGACUGGCCUCUGGAGGGAAAGAGCUCCCUGUCAUUGGAGGCAUCCCAGCAGUGACUGUUGCCCCCUUCUCCCUGCCCCCCUUCUAGCUCUGAGGGCAAUGUGGCUGACCCACGUGUCUCCUCAGGAGCAAUGGCUUCUGCCUUUGAGGGUGUGAUCAGGAGUGUGGUCCGGGAGCUGGACCACGGCGGCGACCUCAUCCCUGUGGACAGCCUGCAGAGCUCCACCAGCUUCCAGCCCUACUGCUUGCUAGGCAGGAAGCUCUCACGGUCGUGGUUCUGGAAACCCCGCUACAAGUGCAUCAACCUGUCCAUCAGGGACAUUCUGGAGCCUGAUGCCCCAGAGCCAGCUGUGAAGCUGAGCGCGCCCAUCCACGUCUACGACUCCAUGGACGGAGAGCUGCAGGGCAGCGGUGAGGUGGCAGCCCCAGGGCAGGGGAGGCUCGCGGGCGGGGCGGCGGUGUUCGAUAACUUCAGCAUCUCCAUGNACGUGCACACACUGCGAGUGGACCCCAACAUCUGGGACGCUAUGAAGAAAGAGAGGCGCCUGCGGCAGCCGGAACACAAGGUCCUACAGCAGCUGCGGAACUGUGGGAACGACGUGUUCGUGGUGACAGAGGUGCUGCAGACGCAGAAGGAGGUGAAGGUCACCCGCACCCAGAAGCACGAGGGCUCUGGCCAGUUUGCGCUGCCUGGAGCCUUAUCUUUCCAGGGCCAAGGCCAGGGCCACCGGAGCCGGAAGAAGACAGUCACCAUCCCCUCAGGCAGCACCCUUGCCUUCCAGGUGGCCCAGCUGCUUAUCGAUUCUGACUGGGAUGUCCUCCUCUUCUGGGACAAGAAGCACAAGAAGCCGAGGACCUUCGGGCUGCCUGAGGCAGGCCACCAGCUUACAGGCGGCCAGUCGCUGCUCUCCAAAUGCCUCGAGAUAGAGUCGGACAGGUUUGCUGAGGACUGGUCAGCAGUCACGGGAGACUUCCAGGGCCUGCAGGCAGAGGUGGGGGCCCAGGCCCAGAUCCUGCAGGGCUUGUCCCAGGAACUGUGCGGGCGGCUGCUGGCAGGCCUGGUGCAGGUUGUACGGGAAGAGUCAGCCCUGCAAACCCUGGAGGACGUGCUGGAACAGGCCCUGCGCUGUGGGUCGGUGGCCCCCCUGGACGGUCCAGUGGGGGCCCUCCUCGAGUGCCUGGUGCAUAGUUCCAGACAGCUGGAAGAGCAGCUGGCUCUCCCUGUCCUCUACCUGGUGGAAGCAUUGGCUGUGCUGAGUGAGACCCAGCAUAGGCUGCUCACGGAGAUGCUGGAGACAGCAGACCGGUCCGGGCAGUUCAAGCUGGUGCGGAGCGUUUUGGAGCAGAGCACCCCCUGGCGGGAGCGCAGGGAUGUGUCCCUGCCGCAAGGACUCCUGGAGAGCAGCUGGGGCCCAGAGGCACCUGCCUGGGUCCUGCUGGAGGAAUGCGGCCUGGAGGUGCAGGCGGACGCUCCCCAGGUGUGCUGGGAGCCAGAGGCCCAGGGCCGCACGUGUGCACUCUACGCCUGCCUGACGCUGCUGCUAGGCCUGAGCCAGGACUGCUGCUAGGGCUGAGCUGGCCCUGCUCCCCUGGGCAGCUCUCCAGAGGCAGCGGGGCUCAAGCCCACCCAGCUGCCAACCGUGCUAGGCCGGGAGCCCCGCCCAGCCUGUGGCCAGCUCAUCCUGGGGCUGGGAGUUGGGGAAAGUCAAUACACGUGAUGUACAAAGGAAAA